This is a messenger RNA of Oreochromis niloticus (Nile tilapia), 1357 nucleotides long. RefSeq lists its product as uncharacterized. The record is from RefSeq and is a predicted model, not a curated record. Bases 187 to 1314 code for a protein of 375 amino acids. Gene Ontology annotation, molecular function: zinc ion binding. The transcript is spliced from 2 exons. NCBI's taxonomy places the organism in Eukaryota, Metazoa, Chordata, Actinopteri, Cichliformes, Cichlidae.
UCGUACUGUGUACUAGCUAGCAUGAUGGAGUUUCUAUCCACAGUAUUUCUGAGUUCGCGCCAUUACCCCGAUUCAUAGCGGAAGCCGUUUUUUUACUUCCGCUUGCGCUGUUGUUGACAGUUGCGGGGUUACACCUUCACUGUUGAUAAAGAUUUCUCUCACUGCAGUUUCUUUUACCUGGAGUAAAUGGCAACACAUCGAAGGUGGAUACACAGUAGAGAUGUUUUAAAAAGCAGCGAGGACAGUUCACUUGCAGUGCCUCACCCGUCACUUCUCACGGAGUGGGUAGAUGACAUGAAACUAUGGCCCGAUGUUAGCUACAUCGACAUUAUUAAUUACCUUGUAUUUUCCGAAGGCGUUGAUGGCGAGGAAUUACGUAAUUACAAGAGCACCGAGGCGUAUAAUUACCUGCACAGCAACAAAAUUGAUAAAGUACUGCUCAACAAACAAGGCGACUUUAUUUUUCUUAAAGCAGCUGUAGAGCCGAGCCAGAGCAUUAAUCAAGCGAAACACUUAGCAUGGGUAAUGCUAAGAGAAAGUGGAGUAGUGGAGACAGUCGGCUGUUCCUGUAUCGCCGGAUUAGGGAGAUCAUGUAGUCAUGCGGCUGCUAUUCUGUGGAAGGUGCAGAAUGCUGUGAUCAGUGGAAAGACAGGGCUUGCGUGUACAGACGAGCAGCACAGGUGGAAUGCAGGGACAGCAAAGAACCUUGAACCUAAACGUCUAAGCCAGAUAAACUUCAGACAUCACAGGGCAGAGCAGCAGUACGAUGUGAACUCCCAGACUGCAGUGACACAAUCUCUCCCUAACACACCAUAUCACCUUACACAUCAAGACUUUAUUGACAGUGUUAGCAAAGCACCAGUGAAGCCACUUUUCCUCCUCAAGAACACAUUAAUUGGAAAGUGUUACAAUGCCUCGCCAUCUGCAGGUCCUCACCGCAACAGUAAAGUUGAUGAGCAAUUUUUUCAGCCACACCAAGCACACAGUUACAAACUAAGCUGUAAUCCAUGCAGGGCAUUCUACCAGGCAUGCAUUCAAGUUUCUGAAGAGCAAGCAGAACAAUUACAAGAAGAAACAAAAGAGCAAAGUGCAUCUGAUUUGUGGCACAACUGCAGGAAAAUCAGAUUCACAGCAAGCUCCGCUAAAAAAGUUCCAGUACGUGCCACCACAAAAAAUGACAAAUUUUUAUCUGAGCACAUGUACCCUUUCUUUCGUGGGAAUUAUGAAACAAACUAUGGUAAAGAAAAUGAAGUUAGAGCUUGUCAUCAGCUGAAAGAACAGGGUAAUAAUAAUAAUAAUACAUUUUAUUUAUAGGCGCCUUUCAGACCUUCAAGGUCACCUUACAGUAGCACGUAAA